Olea europaea var. sylvestris is the source of this 1173-nucleotide messenger RNA. RefSeq lists its product as uncharacterized. The record is from RefSeq and is a predicted model, not a curated record. NCBI's taxonomy places the organism in Eukaryota, Viridiplantae, Streptophyta, Magnoliopsida, Lamiales, Oleaceae. Bases 1 to 1173 code for a protein of 390 amino acids. The transcript has 7 exons.
AUGAAUGCGUUGAAUGAGGAUGAAGUAGAGGUUCAACCUGCCCAUGUUAAUGAAGUAGAUAGUACGGAUAAAGAAGUGAGAAAAAGAGAACAUUGGAGGCAUGUAUUAACAAGGAUAAUCGCUAUUGUUAAAAGACUCGCCAAAAAUACCUUGCCAUUUCGAGGAGAUGAUGAAAGACUAAAUGUUGAGAAUAAUGGCCUAUUUUUACAAAUGAUGGAAAUAGUUAAUGAAUUUGAUCCAUUGUUGGCUAAUGAGGUGAGAAAUGCAAUUGUCAAGAAAGUUAAAGAUGCAAAAUAUUUCACGAUUAUAUUUGAUUGUACUCCAGAUGCAAGUCGUGAGGAGCAGAUGUCUUUAAUAGUACGAUUUGUAGAUGAUUCAGCAAACUUACCUACAGUUGAGGAACAUUGGCUUGAAUUUUUGAAGGUAGAUGACACAACAGGACUUGGACUUGCAACCGAGCUUCAAAAGGUUUUGAUCAAACUUGAUCUGGAUAUUGAUGACAUUAGAGGGCAAGGGUAUGAUAAUGGAUCUAACAUGAGCGGGAAGCACAAAGGUGUACAAAAAAGAAUAAGAGAAGUCUUACUUGAUUUGGCAGAAUCUAACGAAGAUCCUAAAGUGAAGAGUGAAGCCGAGUCGUUAGUAACACAUGAACUUCAGAAUUUUGAGUUCUUGCUUGGCAUAGUAAUCUGGUAUAGGUUGUUGCAUGCAGUCAAUAUUGUGAGUAAAUUUCUUCAAACCGAAUCCAUGGAUAUUGAUCAUGCUAUCGAUCUAUUGCAAGGACUUGUUUUACUUUUUGAAGAUUAUAGAGAAAUCGGAUUUGCCAUUGCUAUGGAUGAAGCAACAAAAAAGGCAAAUGAAAUGGGAAUUGAAGCUGUAUUUAUAGAAAAACGCAUAAUUCGAAGGAAAAAACAUUUUGAUGAAAGCGGUAGUGAUGAGAUAGUUAGCAGAUACAACAUUGAUUCUCUGCUUAGGAAGUAUUUUAAGAAGGUUGAUAUUGACAGGGCAAUAGGGCUUGAUGAUAGAAUGAGUAGGUAUGUGCAACAUGGGAUGUGUAAGGAAGCAAUGGAGGCUAUCAAGAGAAUAUCACAGGCCAAAUCAUUGGUUACAUACACCGAAAACUCCACCAGCAAUCCCAAUUCAUCACUAAUACUUGGUCAUAGAGCAACUAUAUAG